AUGCCUUCAUUAAAGACAAUCAAAGAAUCUAGAACAGAUGUGUUAAUCAUUGGUGCUGGUCCAUCGGGAUUGAUGUGUGCUGUAUGGUUAGCAAGAUGUGGAAUCCCAUUCAGAAUCAUUGACAAACGAGCAGGAAAGAUAUAUGCUGGCCAAGCUGAUGGUUUACAAAGCCGUUCAUUUGAAAUAUUCCAAUCAUUUAGUGAAGAUCAAUUUGAUUUCGUCACUUUGGACAAAGCAUGGAAAGCUUCCAACGAUAUGAUGGAGAUGAGUUUCUGGUCCCCUAAUGAAAAGGGAGUUUUGGGAAGAAAAUCACGUAUUCCUGAUUUCAUUCCUGGUAUUUCAAGGUUCCAUGAAUGUGUUAUCCAUCAGGGCAAGAUUGAAAACUGGCUCCAAAAUUCGAUUGAGGAGUUUUCUGAGGGGAAAGUUAAAGUCGAACGUCCAUAUAUGCCAGUUUCCAUCAAGAUUGACGAGACUAUGAAAGGUGAUCAGGAUUAUGCCGUUGAAGUUUUGGUCAAGAAGGUGUCGGAUGAUUUGGCCAACCCGGAACAAUAUGGCAAAAUAGCCAAUGGAUUGUUUAGACAAUUUGACGGGGAUCAAGACAAGUUUUAUGCGGACCAUGUAAAUGAUGGCAAUGUUGAAGACUUUGAACUUAUCAAAGCCAAGUAUGUCCUUGGAUCUGAUGGUGCCCACAGUUGGGUUAGAAAACAAUUGGACAUUGAAAUGCAAGGAGAGUCCACCGAUUUCAUUUGGGGAGUUGUUGAUAUUGUUCCAAUUACCGAUUUCCCUGAUAUUAGAAGCAGAUGUGCUAUCCAUUCCAAAGAUAGCGGAUCAAUGAUGAUUAUUCCAAGAGAAAAUGAUAUAUGCCGUCUCUACAUCCAAUUGAAAGAAGUUGCCAGAGAAGAGGAUGGCAGUGAGGGUGCCGGUGCUGAUGGGGGUGCCAAAUCAAAGGGAAGAAUCGACAGGUCCAAAAUCACUCCCGAAUCUAUUGUCAGACAAGCCAAGGAAAUCAUCCAACCUUUCAACUUGGACGCUACUGAUGUAAGUUGGUUUACCGGGUAUCAAAUCGGACAGCGUGUCGCUACUGGAUUCCACAGAAACAACCGUGUAUUCAUAUCCGGAGAUGCAUGCCACACCCAUUCACCAAAAGCAGGUCAAGGUAUGAAUGUGUCUAUGCAAGAUGCUUACAACUUAGGAUAUAAGUUUGCCCUUGUUUGUAAAGGAUUGGCCAAGCAAGAAAUCUUGCAAACUUAUGAAUUGGAGAGAAAGAAGGUUGCUCACGACUUGAUUGAAUUUGAUCACAAGUUUUCUCGUUUGUUUAGUGGUAAACCCAUGAUUCCAAGUGCCGAAAAAUUGGAGGGGUCCAAUGAAGAUGGUGGUGUUGAUUUGGAUGAAUUCCAUCAAGUUUAUGUCCAAGGUGGUAAAUUUGCCAGUGGAACAAUUUCCGAUUAUCAAGACUCAAUCAUGGUUAAUAAAACUGGGGCCAAAGCCCGCGAAGGCGAAGAAUCAGAAGGGGUUUUCCAUCCAUUGGCUAAUAAAGUCCCCGUUGGAAGAAGGUUGCUUAGUGAUUUCGUGUUGGGUCAAAUUGAUUACAAAUUGUUGCAUUUGGUUGACAAGAUGCCAUCGGAUGGAAGAUUUAGAGUUUUGAUUUUCCCAGGAGAUUUACAACAGUUCAAGUCCAAUUGGGAUAUAUUGAACAAGUUCAACGAUGCACUUGAAGAGAAGGAUAGUUUUAUAAAGCGUUAUACCCCAGUUAAUGCUUUCCCCAGCUCAGUGAUUGAGAUAUUAACCAUUCACGCAUCCACAAGAAACGAUAUUGAGUUCCAUGAUUUCCCGCAAUUUACCAGAUCUAUCGACUUCAAGGGACGUACUGAUUACUGGAGAAUUUUCAGUGGUGCUGGAAAAGCCUAUGAUGGAACUGCAGUUGAUAUCUACAAGACCUAUGGAAUUGACAAGCAAGCAGGUGCAAUCUUGAUUGCAAGACCUGAUACACAUGUGGCUCAAGUGGUUGAGUUCUCCGUGGGUGGAUUGAAACAAGUUGAUGAAUAUUUCAGCAAGUUUAUGAUUGACCAGAGAAAUAAUGUCUUGCCAGAAAAGGACAAGAGUGUUAACGAUGCCAUCAGGUUUGUUCAACCAAAAUUGGCAGUCUAG
Molecule: messenger RNA, 2148 nt
Organism: Lodderomyces theae
Lineage: Eukaryota; Fungi; Ascomycota; Pichiomycetes; Serinales; Debaryomycetaceae
Exons: 1
Coding region: 1-2148 (715 amino acids)
Molecular function (GO): FAD binding
Source: RefSeq, a predicted model, not a curated record